AUGGCCAGCUUAAUCGCGGUCCUCGACCUCAAGGGCAAGCCGCUCAUCCAAAGAUCAUACCGUGACGAUGUCGCACCAUCAUACAUCGAGAAGUUCCUUCCCAUAGUUCUUGAUCUGGAGGAAGAAGGGCAGCAGGUCACCCCGUGCUUCACGCGUGAGGGCGUGAACUACAUGCACAUCCGUCAUUCCAAUCUUUACCUUCUCGCACUCUCGAAACGCAACUCAAAUGCGGCCGAGAUCAUUCUCUUCCUCCACCGUCUCGUCUCGGUCCUCGUUGAGUACUUCAAGGAGCUCGAGGAGGAGUCCAUCCGCGACAACUUCGUCAUCAUCUACGAGCUCAUGGACGAGAUGAUGGACUUUGGCUACCCACAGACGACGGAGAGCAAGAUCCUCCAGGAGUAUAUCACCCAGGAGUCGUACAAGCUCGAGGUACAGGCGCGGCCCCCAGUCGCGGUCACCAAUGCUGUGUCGUGGAGAUCGGAAGGUAUCCGCUACCGGAAAAACGAGGUCUUCCUGGAUGUUAUCGAGAGCGUCAACCUACUGGUGAACGCAAACGGGAACGUCGUCCGCUCCGAGAUCCUCGGCGCGGUGAAGAUGAAGUGCUACCUGUCAGGCAUGCCCGAGCUCCGGCUCGGGCUGAACGAUAAGGUCAUGUUCGAGUCCACCGGCCGGAACGCGCGCGGGAAGGCGAUCGAGAUGGAGGACGUGAAGUUCCACCAGUGCGUCCGCCUCUCCCGGUUCGAGAACGACCGGACGAUCUCCUUCAUCCCGCCCGACGGCGAGUUCGAGCUGAUGUCCUACCGGCUCUCGACGCCCGUCAAGCCCCUCGUCUGGGUCGAGGCCGCGGUCGAGCACCACAAGGGCAGCCGGAUAGAGUACAUGGUCAAGGUCAAGGCGCAGUUCAAGCGGCGGAGCACCGCGAACAACGUCGAGAUCUACGUGCCCGUCCCGGACGACGCGGACACGCCCAAGUUCAGGGCAUCGACAGGGAGCGUGUCGUACGUGCCCGACAAAUCGGCGUUCGUGUGGAAGAUCAAGCAGCUAGGAGGUGGACGGGAGUUCCUUAUGCGCGCGCACUUCGGUCUUCCCAGUGUACGAGGAGAGCAAGAAUCCCUGGACAAACGCGCACCCAUCACCGUCAAAUUCGAGAUCCCCUACUUCACCGUAUCCGGCAUCCAAGUCCGAUAUCUCAAGAUCGUCGAGAAGAGCGGCUACCAGGCGCUCCCUUGGGUGCGUUACAUCACGCAGAACGGGGACGACUACAGCUUGCGGACAGCCCUGGAGAAGGGCGCCGCUCCUAUCGUGCAGGGGAUGUAA
Molecule: messenger RNA, 1317 nt
Organism: Epithele typhae
Lineage: Eukaryota; Fungi; Basidiomycota; Agaricomycetes; Polyporales; Epitheliaceae
Product: clathrin adaptor mu subunit
Exons: 7
Coding region: 1-1317 (438 amino acids)
Biological process (GO): intracellular protein transport; vesicle-mediated transport
Cellular component (GO): clathrin-coated vesicle; clathrin adaptor complex
Molecular function (GO): clathrin-cargo adaptor activity
Source: RefSeq, a predicted model, not a curated record